GACAAACUUUGGCUCAAAGAUAUCCUCCCAGAACGUCUUAGAAGACCCGCUCGUGUAAUGCUCUUCUCGUACAACUCUAGCCCUGCGAUAUCCGCAGCAGCCCUUAAACUUGACGAUCAUGCAAACAGCCUAUUGCAGUCUCUCAAUCUUAAACGCAAAGAUGAUCCGCAUAGACCUCUCGUGUUUGUUUGCCAUAGUCUCGGUGGUUUAGUUGUUAAGCAAGUUCGUGGCCGCUUGUUGGAUGACUCCUACCAGUCUUUAUUUGAGGCAACUCGUCUCGUUGUCUUCUUCGCUACCCCACACCAAGGUGGGAAUUAUGCCAACGUCGGCGAUGUCGUGGCUAAAAUAGCCUCGAUGACACUUAGAGAGCCUAGCAACGAUCUUAUAGACGCACUCAAGCGGGACUCAAUCGAAGCCACCAAGCGAUUUGAACAGGCCCGCCACGUGUUCGAGAGAUGCCUUGUCAUCAGUUUUUCCGAGAGUAGGCCGUAUGGCAACAUGGGUAUUAUUGUCGAUAAGAAGUCUGCAGUUUUGAAUCUUCCGGGUUCGCGUGAGAAGCAGAUAACAAUAGACGCUGAUCACGGCACGAUUUGCAAAUUU
This is a messenger RNA of Trichoderma virens Gv29-8, 600 nucleotides long. RefSeq lists its product as uncharacterized. The transcript has 4 exons. The record is from RefSeq and is a predicted model, not a curated record. The annotation marks the transcript as partial. Lineage: Eukaryota; Fungi; Ascomycota; Sordariomycetes; Hypocreales; Hypocreaceae.